CAGACACUACAGUGUAAAGCUUAUUUUGUUUGUUAUAACUUGCAGUGCAAUAAGGAUGACUAUGGGGUAUUUUUUCAUCUUUUGGAUUGUCUGUGCUUUACAGGGUGUCCACGCUUUUAACUGUUCUUCGGGAUUUCAAGCAACUAUUCUGGGAACGUGCGCAGAUGUAAACGAAUGUCAAGGUUCAGCCCCGUGUACGAAAGGCACAUGUGAGAACACAAAUGGAAAUUACUUUUGUGAUGACAGUCAGUCGGUAGAUAAAAACAAAAGGGUUACCUGUGGCUCAGUUACAUGCGAUAAUUUCGCACGUUGUGACGCCAACACAACGACCUGUGUCUGUCAGCCUGGUUAUUCGGGACAGACCUGCAGCUUUAAGUUACCCUGUGAUAAAAUGUGUAGAAACAACGGUACAUGUGAUUUUCUGGGGACGCAGGAAGUCUGUAUUUGUACGAAUGGCUAUACCGGAAGCGAGUGCCAGUAUAGCCUGGACCUGUGCUCUCAGUCUACGUCUGUGUGCUUAAAUAACGGAAGUUGUGUCUAUGGACAAUUCAAUAAAUUCCCAACGUGUGAAUGUCAAGGAGGAUACGUUGGACUUUACUGUGAAGCGAUGACCAACUGUAGUGCUCUGUGUUACAAUGGCGGCUCAUUCCCAGAAUGCAAUGGAACAUGUCCUUGCAAUAGCAGUUACUAUGGAGAUAGUUGCCAGUAUAAAGUUGACUGCGGUUGUGAAAAUGGUGGAGUGUCUGUGCCGGAUGCUGGCGCUACCUGUAGGUGCGUGUGUCCCGUGGGGACGAGUGGCCCUACCUGUGCCAUCAACACAACUAACGAAUGUAGCUCAUCCCCGUGUCAAAACGGGGGAACCUGCAUGGAUAAAACAGGUUACUACACAUGCCAAUGCCCCAGUGAAUAUACUGGCUACAAUUGUCAAGUUAGAUGUGAGCGUGAUCGAAACUGUAUAUGGAAGGAUUGUAUGCAGUGUAAGAAUAAGUUUGCUAACCGCGUGUGUGAUAGUGAAUGUAACAACGAACUGUGUCUGUAUGAUGGCUUUGACUGCCAUAACACAACCUUUGAAAUUUGUAGCGGCACAUACGACAAUGGAACAGACAUUAGGGACCUGGCUUUUCUGUGUUCUGGUUAUUUUGAUGACAACAUGUGUGUAGAUUUAUCUAAUGCAACGUCACUGAGAUACUGCAGUAACGAGAGCUGUGGCAGUGACGGACUGGACUGUUUGAGUAACAAAAGAGACUCUUCGAACAUCCUCGGCGUGGUUGUGUUUGAUUUUGUUUUAUUGAGGGGUAGUAUUGGUAACAACGUGACAAUGUUAAAUGAAUCUACCCCCACACUGUUCAGUAAAUACUUGCCCUUAGAUCUCACCGUCUUUCCGGAAUUCCCUGGAUUUUUUGUUCGUCGAUUGACCACAGACAGAUUUAAUCCUGGCACGGGAGCUCUAAUGAUCAACCCUUAUCCCGACUUUGCAACUUCGUUGAAAUACCGAGUUUUCUACAACGUAGUCAAUAAGCCUGGCUGUGGAGGCGUGUCCUCGUUACCCUGUUGGUCUAACAUUACCAGCGUGACGAGGUAUCUCGCACUGACCGCUCAAGACAUAUUUUCCACGUACAUCGAUAGCAUCACAGAGAUCUUCCCAUGCAUGGAAGGAUAUUACGGAAGCCGAUGCGCCAUGAUGUGUAGCUCUAACUGCCAGUCAUCGGGCUCUGGUCGAUCUUGUGAAAUGGAUACAGGAAAGUGUAUAUCGGGUUGUAGCAGCAAUUCAUAUACGGGAGAUAACUGCGAUAUCAGGUGUAGCAGCAAUUGCAUCCAGUCAUGCUCACACAUCAAUGGAACUUGCGAUUUGACAUCUAAUAAUACGAGAUGUCUUGCAGGCUACCAGGGUUUACAUUGUAACGAGACAUGCAACAAUGACAAUUAUGGCAUUGACUGUAAAUUCAACUGCUCUUCCAACUGUGAAACUGGAACAUGCAACACAAUGACUGGGCACUGCACGUGCAAAAGUGGCUACACAAAAACAGACCCUUUGUGCAGAACUGAUUGUACCUCAGGUACUUAUGGUAAUAAUUGCACGGGCACCUGUAACACCUGUGGGAUGGGUGUGCCAUGUAACAAGGUGGAUGGAUCAUGCUCCUCGUGUCCAGCCGGCAAAACUGGAUCCAUGUGUAAUCAAGAUUGUGCUGACAACUACUAUGGUGCUGGUUGUAUGCAAAAAUGUAGCUCCAAUUGUGCUGUGGUAUGUGACAAAACCAACGGGUCAUGUUCUUCUUGCAAAUCUGGAUAUGAGGGAAUGUAUUGUACAACCAAGCUAAAAUCAAAUGAUGCUACACUUGCCAACCCAUCCAGUGAUAUGCAGUCGACUAUCAUCGCUGUUGUUAUAAUCAUUGUUUGUCUGCUGGUCAUUGCCUUUGUCAUCGGAUUCAUCCUGUGGAGAAGAAACCAGGGUGCAGAUUAUGAAUUGAACGAAGUAGAGCCAAUAAGUUCCAAAAAGACUAAUGCUGAUGGUAAUGGUCAUGCCAUUGAAAUGCAAGACAUUGAAAUUCAAGACAAUUUAGGUACCACAAAUGCAACGGUGGAAAAUGAGAAAAUGAAUGGAGGAGAGGCAGUUCCAUUAUUGGAGCAGAGCACGGCAGUGUACAGUGGUGAAUCUACAGAUGUGGAGGCAAAACCGUCAGCAGAUCAAGAAAACACAGCUGGUGAUACGUCAACAGAGGAACCUCAUCCAGAAAACACAAACAUAGAAGACGAGAACAAGACAGAAGACAACAGUGAUGAAACAGGGACAAACAUGGCAACUACAAAUGGAAGUGUCCCUGAAAGUGACUUCAAAUACAUUGACGGAGUAGAAAGUAAAAAUAAUUCUUUAGAUGAUGUACGGGAAACGAAGGAAGAGGAUAUAAAUAUUGGAGGAGAAAACAAUUCCGAAUUAAAAAUGGACACAGGAGAUAAAGCAGAUGAAUAGAAAAUAUGUGUCUGUGCCUUUAUUGCCUAUAUGAUCAUCAACUUUUUCAGCUCAAAGUACAUGUAUUUCAUAUGCAUACUGGUCAAUUUUCAAAAUAAGUAUCGUAUAAGUAGAAUUUUUAGCGAGGAUUUAAUUUUGGCAUUAUUAGCGAGGGUGCUGAGAUCGCUAAAAUUGAAU
Saccostrea cuccullata (small rock oyster) is the source of this 3145-nucleotide messenger RNA. RefSeq names its product multiple epidermal growth factor-like domains protein 10. NCBI's taxonomy places the organism in Eukaryota, Metazoa, Mollusca, Bivalvia, Ostreida, Ostreidae. The record is from RefSeq and is a predicted model, not a curated record. The transcript is spliced from 16 exons. Gene Ontology annotation, molecular function: calcium ion binding. Bases 56 to 2968 code for a protein of 970 amino acids.